Messenger RNA from Gossypium arboreum, 2585 nucleotides. Its product is annotated as protein SCARECROW-like. The record is from RefSeq and is a predicted model, not a curated record. Gene Ontology annotation, biological process: radial pattern formation; gravitropism; maintenance of protein location in nucleus. NCBI's taxonomy places the organism in Eukaryota, Viridiplantae, Streptophyta, Magnoliopsida, Malvales, Malvaceae. Gene Ontology annotation, cellular component: nucleus. Gene Ontology annotation, molecular function: DNA-binding transcription factor activity; sequence-specific DNA binding. The coding region runs from base 189 to 2459 and encodes 756 amino acids. The transcript is spliced from 2 exons.
AAGGUGGUGGUAAGAUUAGAGAGGAAUCCCGAAGCCGCUGUCCUAGUUUUGGUACCGUUUUCUGUUUGGAUGCUCCUACUUAUGCUCCCAUCUGCUUCUGGUUUAAUAUUAUAAGGUACAUACCCAUAUCCCUCCAUAAGCUAGCAAGCAUCCCCUCCAGUUGUACAAAGAGUUGUAGUUGAUGGGCCAUGGGCGCUUCUGAUUUGGUAGAUGAAAAUCAUAGUGAAAUCAAUGGCAGCAGCAACAGCCGAGGACACCCAGUAGCAGUAGCAAACAAUACAUCAGAUGGGAAAAUGAUGAGGAAGAGAAUGGCUUCUGAGAUUGCUGACAACCAAAGGUUCCCUCGCCGCACCCUUGCCUCAGAGCCUGAGCCUGAUAACAACACGGUUUGCUCUUUCUUGCCAGCGCCAGCAUCAUCUAAUCCACUCCUCAACCACUCCACUAUCAAGAUGAAUACCGCCAUUUUUCCUUCUGCAAACUUCAUCGCCGUGACGUCAGGCGGGCCUGCUGUUUUAUCUACAACCACUUCUACUUUUACUUGCAUCGAUACCAUUUCCACUAGUAAACCUCACCCCCCGGCUAUCUGUGGUUUCUCGGGUUUGCCUUUAUUUCCACCAACGGACAGAAACCGAAACUCCGUCACCGCAACUACUGCCUCAGACUCAGUUAUUAUAUCUCCGAUCUCUAAUUCGAUGGAUGACACUUCAGCUACAGUGUGGAUUGACGGUGUCAUAAGGGAUCUCAUCCACACCUCGUCUAACGUCUCCAUUUCUCAAAUCAUCCACAACGUCCGGGAGAUCAUCUACCCUUGCAACCCGAACCUCGCUACGCUCCUGGAGUACAGGCUUCGCUCUCUAGUGGAUCCAGUUGAAAGGAGAAGUAAGGAGGGCGAGGCAUCCUUGUUGCAGAGGAACCAUAGUCAGCAGCAAGGCUCCUCUGGACUCACUUUUAACUUGGACCCCGCCCUAGGUAGCCUUCCUAACUGCUCUUUGCCCGAAUCUUGUUCCAUGAGCCAGUACUUGAACUGGGAGAUAAAUCCACUCUCCGUUUCUAACAGCGCAGUCGCUACCCAACACCAGCAUCACAAUCAGAUUAGCAGUAGCCCUUCUGCGACUACACCACCGGUUCUUUCCCUAUGUCAGACACCUCCUCAUCACCAACAGACUCGGUUGCAGCAGCCGCUUCCAGUUCCAGAAGAAAACCCUUCCCCAGUUGAGAAGACUACUCCCUCGACGACUGCUUGCACAACGCCCACGUCCACUUUUCAAAUAGUCCAAGCAUGCAGCGCCAGAGACAGGAAAGAGGAGAUACGGCAGCAAAAGAGAGACGAAGAAGGAUUGCACCUCUUGACCUUACUCCUGCAGUGUGCUGAGGCGGUUUCAGUUAAUAAAUUUGAGGAAGCAAAUAGGAUGCUGUUAGAGCUGUCGCAACUGUCAACGCCAUUUGGGACGUCUGCUCAGCGCGUGGCAGCGUAUUUCUCAGAGGCUAUGUCAGCAAGGCUAUUGAGCUCAUGCCUGGGAAUAUGCGCUACGCUUCCACCGAAUCCACAGUCACAGAGCCAUACCCAAAAGAUAGUGUCGGCAUUCCAGGUGUUCAACGGGAUAAGUCCAUUCGUCAAGUUCUCGCAUUUCACAGCCAAUCAGGCCAUACAAGAGGCGUUCGAAAGGGAGGAGAGAGUGCACAUCAUAGAUCUCGACAUAAUGCAAGGCCUGCAGUGGCCAGGGCUGUUUCACAUACUGGCCUCAAGACCAGGCGGGCCGCCGCACGUGCGCCUCACGGGGUUGGGAACCUCCUUGGAGGCCCUGGAGGCAACCGGUAAACGUCUAUCUGAUUUCGCCGACAAACUGGGGCUCCCCUUCCAAUUUUACCCGGUGGCGGAUAAGGUGGGGAAUCUGGAACCCGAGAGACUCAAGGUUAGCAAGACGGAGGCAGUAGCAGUUCACUGGCUGCAGCACUCUCUUUACGACGUGACUGGUUCAGAUACCAACACGCUGUGGCUCUUGCGAAGGUUGGCACCCAAAGUAGUGACGGUAGUAGAACAGGACUUGAGGAGGCAGGAAGGACCAUUUUUGGGAAGGUUUGUGGAAGCCAUACACUACUACUCAGCGGUAUUUGAUUCACUAGGGGCAAGCUACGGGGAAGAGAGCGAGGAGAGGCACGUGGUGGAGCAGCAGCUACUAUCGAAGGAGAUACGAAAUGUUCUGGCUUUAGGAGGAGGUUCCAUGAAAUUUCAUAAUUGGAGGGAGAAGCUGCAGCAGUGUGGGUUCAAGGGUAUAUCCCUUGCUGGCAAUGCCGCGACGCAGGCCACCCUGCUCUUAGGCAUGUUCCCAUCUCAUGGUUAUACUUUGGUUGAGGACAAUGGCGCCCUCAAGCUUGGUUGGAAAGACCUUUGUUUGCUCACUGCUUCUGCCUGGAGGCCAGGCGAGGACACCCUUCCAUUCCAAUUCCAUGCUAAUUAAUUAAUAGGUUAUAUUCCGCAUGCCACAGUUAUGAAUUUUAAUUUGGUAUCGAUAACUGAAUUUUAAUUUGGUAUUUUUUAUCAUUGUAUUUUUUUUAAUAUUAAAAGUUCAUUAAUCAUUAAAUAA